Gymnogyps californianus (California condor) is the source of this 1898-nucleotide messenger RNA. RefSeq names its product ubiquitin conjugating enzyme E2 Q2 (gene UBE2Q2). The record is from RefSeq and is a predicted model, not a curated record. Gene Ontology annotation, molecular function: protein binding. The transcript has 13 exons. NCBI's taxonomy places the organism in Eukaryota, Metazoa, Chordata, Aves, Accipitriformes, Cathartidae. The coding region runs from base 170 to 1303 and encodes 377 amino acids.
GCGCUCGCCGUCCCCCCGCCGGCUGGGGCUGCCCCGGCCCCCCCCGCCCUCCCGCCAUCUUCCGCCCCGCAGGCGCGGCCGGGGCCAGGGUCGGGCCGGGCUGAGGCGGAGGGAGGCGGCGGCAGAGCGAGCGAGGCGGCGCAGGCCCGAGCCCGGAGAUGAGGCCAGGAUGUCGGUGUCAGGGCUCAAGGCCGAGCUGAAGUUCCUCGAGUCCAUCUUCGACAAGGACCACGAGCGCUUCCGCAUCGUCUCCUGGAAGCUGGACGAGCUCCACUGCCAGUUUGUGCUCCUGCCGCCGCCGCCGGGCUCCAGCCCGCAGCCGCCGCCGCCGCUCACCAUCCACUGCAACAUCACGGAGUCUUACCCCUCUUCAUCACCAAUAUGGUUUGUAGAAUCAGAUGACCCAAACCUGACUUCAGUCUUAGAGCGUUUAGAAGAUAUUAAGAAGAGCAAUACUCUGCUUCUUCAACAGCUGAAGCGAUUAAUAUGUGACCUCUGCAGGUUAUAUAAUCUUCCUCAGCAUCCAGAUGUUGAAAUGUUAGAUCAGCCAUUACCAGCUGGACAGAAUGGAACAACAGAAGAAGUUACAUCAGAGGAGGAGGAGGAAGAAGAUAUGGGUGAAGACAUUGAAGAUCUGGAUCACUAUGAUAUGAAGGAGGAGGAACCAGUUGACGGGAAGAAAUCUGAGGAUGAAGGCAUUGAAAAAGAGAACCUUGCAAUCUUAGAAAAAAUCAGAAAAAAUCAAAGGCAAGAUCACUUAAAUGGUGCAGUCUCUGGGUCAGUUCAGGCUUCAGAUCGACUUAUGAAAGAACUCAGGGAUAUAUAUAGAUCACAGAGUUAUAAAACAGGGAUAUAUUCAGUGGAACUGGUAAAUGACAGCUUGUAUGAAUGGCACGUUAAGCUUCUGAAGGUUGAUCCUGAUAGCCCACUGCAUAGUGAUCUUCAGGUCUUAAAAGAAAAAGAAGGUGUAGAAUACAUUUUACUCAACUUCUCUUUUAAGGAUAACUUCCCUUUUGAUCCUCCCUUUGUGCGAGUGGUAUCUCCUGUGCUCACAGGAGGGUAUGUCCUAGGUGGAGGUGCAUUAUGCAUGGAACUUCUUACUAAACAGGGCUGGAGCAGUGCCUAUUCAAUAGAAUCAGUCAUCAUGCAGAUCAAUGCCACUUUAGUCAAAGGAAAAGCCAGAGUACAGUUUGGAGCCAAUAAGAAUCAAUAUAAUCUAGCAAGAGCACAGCAGUCCUAUAAGUCACUAGUACAAAUACAUGAGAAAAAUGGCUGGUACACUCCUCCGAAAGAAGAUGGCUAACAUUGAGGACUGUUGUAUACCUGGACCAAUGUCAACAAAACAAGCUCUUUUUUAUGUUUUCCAACACACAGACUCAAGCUAUGAGUGCCCCUAUAACAGCUGUACUGAAGACUUUAGCUAUUAGAUAAGUUAGUGGAUAAUCUGUCAACUGACACGUAAAGUAUAAGUUACAGCCUUACCAUUCCGCUCUUCUUAGGUAUCUGGACUGAGCAGUUUGGGCCUUUACCGUAUUUGUUCUUAUGGAUUAAGCAUAUUUGGGCCACGCCCUCCCUUCUCCCUUUUUUUAUUUGAACGCAUAAGCUCCCUACAGCAGGCUAUCGAGUUACUGGAGAUCAUUCAAUAGGAGUGAGUUGUUCACACACUUUUGUGUAUUUCUUACCUUUUGCAAAAUGCAGACUGCAGAGACUUGCAUUGUAUCGUUUCAUUUAAAGCCAAGAAGUUUAAUACAUUGUUUAAUACUGUUUUAGGAAAUGUCAGGUCUUGCAAAUCACAGUAGUUUUUCUGGUCAAAAAUGACAGCAUUUGUAGUAUUUCCAAAUUAAUGAUAUAGGAAAAACACAUGUAUGUUAAGUCAUUAAACAUUUUUCAUGGCUGUA